AUGGCUUCGAAUUCCGAUUUGGUGCGCGCUGUUGAGUCACUCCUCGGCGUUUCGCUUGGCGAUUCCGUUUCGGAUUCGCUGCUCCUCAUCGCCACUACCUCCGCCGCGGUCAUAAUCGGCCUUCUCGUGUUUUUGUGGAAGAAAUCUUCGGAUCGGAGCAAGGAGGUGAAACCGGUGAUUGUGCCGAAGGGGUUGCUGAAGGAGGAGGAGGACGACGAAGUUGACGUUGCCGCCGGCAAGACUAAGGUCACCGUUUUCUUCGGUACUCAGACCGGUACUGCUGAAGGCUUUGCUAAGGCGUUAGCAGAGGAGAUCAAGGCAAGGUAUGAAAAAGCAGUUGUCAAAGUUGUUGACCUGGAUGACUAUGCAGCGGAUGAUGACCAAUAUGAGGAGAAGCUGAAGAAAGAGACUCUAGCAUUUUUCAUGCUGGCAACUUAUGGAGAUGGAGAGCCAACAGAUAAUGCUGCAAGAUUCUACAAAUGGUUUACUGAGGGGAAAGAUGAGAGGGGAACCUGGCUUCAACAGCUCUCAUAUGGAGUUUUUGGCCUAGGUAACAGACAAUACGAGCAUUUUAAUAAGAUAGGUAAUGUUGUGGAUGAAGAACUUACUGAACAAGGGGCAAAGCGUCUUGUUCCAGUUGGAUUAGGUGACGAUGAUCAAUCCAUUGAAGAUGAUUUUUCUUCCUGGAAAGAAACUUUGUGGCCUGAGUUGGAUCAGUUGCUCAGAGAUGAGGAUGAUGCAAGUACUGUCUCUACCCCCUAUACAGCUGCUAUUCUUGAAUAUCGAGUAGUGAUUCAUGACCCCAUUGUUACAUCAACCUAUGAUAAUCACACAAUCGGGGCAAAUGGGAAUACUGUGUUUGAUAUUCAUCAUCCUUGCAGGGUGAAUGUUGCUGUACAAAAGGAGCUUCACAAACCUGAGUCUGACCGAUCUUGCAUACAUUUGGAAUUUGAUAUAUCAGGGACUGGCAUAACAUAUGAAACUGGAGACCAUGUAGGUGUUUAUGCUGAGAACUGCGAAGAAACUGUUGAAGAAGCUGGGAAAUUGUUGGGUCAGAAUUUAGAUCUAUUUUUCUCUCUUCACACAGAUAAGGAGGAUGGCACUUCCCUAGGUGGUUCUCUCCUACCUCCUUUCCCUGGGCCUUGCUCACUGCGUACUGCAUUAGCACGUUAUGCUGAUCUGUUGAACCCCCCACGAAAGGCUGCUUUAGUUGCAUUGGCUGCUCAUGCCUCUGAACCUAGUGAAGCAGAAAGAUUAAAGUUCCUUUCAUCUCCUCAGGGGAAGGAUGAGUACUCCAAAUGGGUGGUUGGAAGCCAAAGAAGUCUCCUUGAGGUGAUGGCUGCGUUUCCGUCAGCAAAACCUCCUGUUGGUGUUUUUUUUGCUGCAGUAGCCCCUCGUUUACAGCCUCGCUAUUAUUCUAUUUCAUCCUCUCCUAGGUUUGCUAUUCAAAGGGUACAUGUAACAUGUGCCUUGGUGUAUGGUCCGACUCCCACUGGUAGAAUUCACAGAGGUGUAUGUUCAACUUGGAUGAAGAAUGCUAUUCCCUUAGAAAAAAGUCACGACUGUAGCUGGGCUCCUAUUUUUAUUAGGCCAUCAAAUUUCAAACUACCAGAUGAUCAUUCAGUUCCUAUUAUUAUGGUUGGACCUGGUACCGGUCUCGCACCAUUCAGGGGAUUUUUACAGGAAAGAUAUGCUCUCAUAGAGGAUGGUCUUCAACUUGGCCCUGCAGUACUCUUCUUUGGAUGUAGAAAUCGGCAAAUGGACUUCAUUUACGAGGAUGAGCUAAAGAAUUUUGUGGAACAAGGUUCUCUUUCAGAAUUGAUAGUUGCAUUCUCUAGAGAGGGGGCUGAAAAGGAAUAUGUUCAACACAAGAUGAUGGACCAAGCUGCCCAACUGUGGAGUUUGAUUUCUCAAGGAGGUUAUCUUUACGUCUGUGGUGAUGCCAAGGGUAUGGCCAGAGAUGUUCAUCGGACUCUUCAUUCCAUUGUCCAGCAGCAGGAAAACGUGGACUCAACAAAGGCUGAAGCUAUAGUGAAAAAACUCCAGAUGGAUGGACGUUACCUUAGGGAUGUGUGGUGA
Molecule: messenger RNA, 2079 nt
Organism: Sphenostylis stenocarpa
Lineage: Eukaryota; Viridiplantae; Streptophyta; Magnoliopsida; Fabales; Fabaceae
Source: the annotation of a GenBank genome assembly